GCGGCCUGUGGUGCCUGGGCGCGCAGUGGCCAGGGACCCGGCCGGCGCAUGCCAGUCCCCGGCCGGAGCGUGAGGCGGGCGGCUGCGUGCACGCGGCGGUGGAGGGCCGGGGCAGCCAGGGAAGGCUGGACAGCCCGGGCUUGGCCGAGGGCGGUGCUCCGCCGCCGGCGAGCAUCAUGGCAUCGCUGGCGGACCGGGUCCGGGGCAACGGGCGCAUCGCCGCCGGGCUCCUGUUCAACUUGCUGGUGUCCAUCUGCAUCGUGUUCCUCAACAAAUGGAUCUAUGUGCACCACGGCUUCCCCAACAUGAGCCUGACCCUGGUGCACUUCUUGGUCACCUGGCUGGGCUUAUACAUCUGCCAGAAACUGGACAUCUUUGCCCCCAAAAGUCUGCCGAUCUCCAAGCUCCUGCUCCUGGCCCUGAGCUUCUGCGGCUUUGUGGUCUUCACCAACCUUUCUCUGCAGAACAACACCAUAGGGACCUAUCAGCUGGCUAAGGCCAUGACCACGCCGGUGAUCAUAGCCAUCCAGACCUUCUGGUACCAGAAGAGAUUCUCCGUCAGAAUACAGCUCACACUGAUCCCUAUAACUGUAGGUGUAAUCCUAAAUUCUUACUACGACGUGAAGUUCCAUGCCCUGGGGAUGGUGUUUGCAGCCCUUGGUGUGCUUGUUACAUCUCUUUAUCAAGUGUGGGUCGGAGCCAAGCAGCAUGAACUGCAGGUGAACUCGAUGCAGCUGCUGUUCUACCAGGCCCCCAUGUCUUCGGCCAUGCUGCUGGGGGCUGUGCCCUUCUUUGAGCCAGUGUUUGGAGAGGGAGGAAUAUUUGGCCCCUGGUCAGUUUCUGCCUUGCUUAUGGUACUGCUGUCUGGAGUCAUCGCUUUCAUGGUGAAUUUAUCGAUUUAUUGGAUCAUUGGGAACACCUCACCAGUCACCUACAACAUGUUCGGUCACUUCAAGUUCUGCAUCACCCUGUGCGGAGGAUACGUUUUAUUUAAGGAUCCACUCUCAGUAGCCCAAGGACUUGGCAUCUUGUGUACGCUAUUUGGGAUCCUCACCUACACCCACUUUAAACUCAGCGAACAGGAAGGAAGUAAGAGUAAGCUGGCCCAGAGGCCCUGAGCUCUGGCAGAGAAAAGAAAGUCGCCCCAAAGAAAUGAGAAAUGUCAGCUGUGUAAGUCUAUGGAAAGGCUGCCGUGCAAAGUCCACUCAGUGACUUUCGAAACGUAUUUUCUUCACAGAUAAGACAUUUUGGUACCUUUUAUCGAUUUAAUUUUUUAAAACCAAUGUGAUUCAGGCUUCUUUUCAAAGACUUUUCAUGAGGCAAGAGCCGUCACUCAACAUUAGUGUUUGCCUAGCACGUGUGAGGCCCUGGCCUCAGACGGCAGCACCUUCCCGGGAUGACAGGAGCCACUGAGAAGAUGGGUCUGUCCUACCAACCAUAAUAUGGAAAGCUCGCUUCCGUAGGAACAACAACGGGGUGCACACUCCGGUACUGCAGGGGCACUGUGGCUGGUCAGUGUCCAUGCUGUCCCCAGGAAAGGCAUACAGGACUCGUGCAUGCUCAUUCAAG
Messenger RNA from Acomys russatus (golden spiny mouse), 1569 nucleotides. It is a transcript of the gene Slc35e3, whose product is annotated as solute carrier family 35 member E3. Gene Ontology annotation, molecular function: nucleotide-sugar transmembrane transporter activity; antiporter activity. The record is from RefSeq and is a predicted model, not a curated record. Lineage: Eukaryota; Metazoa; Chordata; Mammalia; Rodentia; Muridae. Bases 177 to 1118 code for a protein of 313 amino acids. Gene Ontology annotation, cellular component: Golgi apparatus. The transcript has 5 exons.